AUGUCUUUGUCAAACAAGCUCUCCAUCACUGAUUGCGACCUCCAGGGCAAGCGAGUCCUGAUCCGAGUCGACUUCAACGUCCCUCUCGACGCGGACAAGAAGGUCACAAACAACCAGAGAAUUGUUGGAGCCCUCCCUACCAUCCAAUACGCCGUCGAGCAUGGCGCCAAAGCUGUCGUCCUCAUGUCCCAUCUCGGUCGUCCUGACGGCAAGAAGAAUCCAAAGUAUAGCCUCAAGCCUGUUGUGCCAGAGCUUGAAAAGCUGCUAGGAAAGAGUGUCAUUUUCACCGACGACUGUGUUGGACCAGAGGUAGAGGAGACGGUCAACAAGGCGAGCGGCGGUCAGGUCAUCUUGCUUGAAAAUCUACGUUUCCAUGCCGAAGAGGAGGGAAGCAGCAAGGACGCAGAGGGCAAGAAGGUCAAGGCUGACAAGGCCGACGUCGAGAAGUUCCGCAAGGGCUUGACCGCUCUUGGGGACAUCUAUGUCAACGACGCCUUCGGUACUGCCCAUCGUGCCCACAGUUCUAUGGUCGGAGUUGAUCUACCACAAAAGGCUGCUGGCUUCCUGAUGAAGAAGGAGCUCGAUUACUUCGCCCAGGCCCUCGAGAACCCCAAGCGCCCCUUCCUGGCGAUCCUCGGUGGUGCCAAAGUUUCGGACAAAAUCCAGCUGAUCGAUAACCUGCUGGACAAGGUCAAUAGCUUGAUCGUCUGUGGCGGUAUGGCAUUCACUUUCAAGAAGACCCUCGAAGGCGUCAAGAUUGGAAACAGCUUGUUCGACCAGGCUGGCAGUGAGAAGUGUGCCGAGCUUGUGGAAAAGGCAAAGAAGAACAACGUCAAGAUUAUCUUACCCGUGGACUACAUCACCGCCGAUAAGUUUGACAAAGACGCUCAAACGGGCACCGCCACCGAUGCUGAGGGCGUUCCUGACGGCUGGAUGGGUCUUGACUGUGGUGAGGAAAGUAUCAAGCUAUACAAGCAAGCUAUCGACGAUGCUCAGACAAUCCUGUGGAACGGCCCACCUGGUGUGUUCGAGUUUGAGAAGUUCGCCAACGGCACCAAGAAGACCAUGGACGCCGCAGUGGCAGCUGCUCAGAGUGGAAAGAUCGUCAUCAUCGGUGGAGGUGAUACGGCCACUGUCGCAGCCAAAUAUGGCGUUGAAGACAAGCUGAGCCACGUCUCGACCGGUGGUGGUGCCAGUCUGGAGCUGCUGGAAGGCAAAGCCCUGCCUGGCGUGGUUGCUCUGUCGAGCAAGUAG
Molecule: messenger RNA, 1254 nt
Organism: Exophiala spinifera
Lineage: Eukaryota; Fungi; Ascomycota; Eurotiomycetes; Chaetothyriales; Herpotrichiellaceae
Product: phosphoglycerate kinase
Exons: 2
Coding region: 1-1254 (417 amino acids)
Biological process (GO): gluconeogenesis; glycolytic process
Cellular component (GO): cytosol
Molecular function (GO): ADP binding; phosphoglycerate kinase activity; ATP binding
Source: RefSeq, a predicted model, not a curated record